Daldinia childiae is the source of this 1254-nucleotide messenger RNA. RefSeq names its product Vacuolar protein sorting-associated protein vts1. Gene Ontology annotation, cellular component: multivesicular body. Gene Ontology annotation, biological process: late endosome to vacuole transport via multivesicular body sorting pathway. The record is from RefSeq and is a predicted model, not a curated record. Lineage: Eukaryota; Fungi; Ascomycota; Sordariomycetes; Xylariales; Hypoxylaceae. Bases 1 to 1254 code for a protein of 417 amino acids. The transcript is spliced from 4 exons.
AUGGCGGCCAACAUACCUCAGAAGCUAAAACAGGCUGGCAUCACGCCCUUCAUCGUGCGCGCUACGCAACUCGAAGCCGCGAAACCGGUUAUAGCUUAUUGGUGCUUCUACUGGGCUGUAAAUCAGAUCCUUGGUAAAAACCUACACUCCGCCGACGAAGAAUGCCACCUUUUCACUACGAACCUUAUGGAGAAACUCGAGAAUAUCAAGGGGGAUCAAGCAGGAAACGAUGCAAUUCAUGACGAUGUAGCUGGUCAAGCAUACGUGGAGCAGUUUGCGCAAGAGACCUUCGAGAGAGCGCUACGACCGUUGAAAGCCAACAAAGUCACACAGCAGACAGCAAGUACAUUUGAGGCCGCGGCGACGUUCUUCCAACUGAUUAAUAUCUGGGCAACGCCUGACCCCGAGACGCAAGAGAAGGUCAAGUACGCAAAGUGGAAUGCUGCUCGCAUACUGAAGGCGGUCAAAGAGGGAAGAGAUCCCAACGAGUCAAACCCGAAACAGGAAGAGGUUCAACAUGAAGAGAUGCCGCCGGCACUAGACCCGAACGACCCAGAAGUGCGGAUGCUUGCAGGUACACAUCCCAAACCAGUGAGCAUAGAGGACGCGCCCGACGAAGAUGGUAGACCACAUCCAACAUCGACCGGAUCUUAUCAAACCUUCCCUGCGCCCGUAUCUGCGCCAACUUCACCUCCAGCUCCAUCAACAUUAGGGGUCGAGCAAGUGUCUCCUAUAGCGCCUCCCGGCCCGCCUACAUCAGACCCAGGAAAUUAUUUCCCCAGCGCCCCAGAUGACUUAAAUCUACCAUCCACAACGAAUAUGCCCCUUCCAGGCUCGGGUUCCUUCAAUCCCAGAGGAGUUCCCCCGGUAAUACCCAGUCAUAGCUCUCACGAUCCAGCCGGAUUACCUCCUGCUCCCUUUUCGCCACCAGACGCGGCCUCAACGCCUCAAGACUUUUAUCGCCCUACACCUACACCGCCAGUCGUGCCGCCGCCACAGAGACAGGUCCCUCCCCAGGCACCUCCAGCUAGUCGGAAUUACUAUCCACAGCCUUCACAGCCUUCACAGCCGGUAGCCCCGGCGCAGCAGUACGGCGGUAACAGCGGGUCCUCGGGUGCGCUGAAUACAGAUGACAUGGCGAUCGUGCAAGCACAGAAACACGCCAAGUGGGCAAUUUCAGCGCUGAAUUUCGAGGACGUACCAACGGCAGUGAGAGAGCUGCAGGCGGCGCUGGCUACAUUAGGGGCGCGAUAG